This is a messenger RNA of Anoplophora glabripennis (Asian longhorned beetle), 1650 nucleotides long. Its product is annotated as dnaJ homolog subfamily C member 21. The record is from RefSeq and is a predicted model, not a curated record. Gene Ontology annotation, molecular function: zinc ion binding; nucleic acid binding. Gene Ontology annotation, cellular component: cytoplasm. The annotation marks the transcript as partial. The transcript has a single exon. NCBI's taxonomy places the organism in Eukaryota, Metazoa, Arthropoda, Insecta, Coleoptera, Cerambycidae.
GAGAGACAUUCAAAAUUUGGUUAUGUACAAAUCUAUGGUGUGAAAUAACGUUCUCAAAAAUAACAUUAUAUUUGUGAUUAAAGCAUAUACGUUUUAUCUGUCGUAUAUCAGUGAGAAUAAAUAAAUAUGAAGUGUCAUUAUGAAGUAUUGGACGUCUCUAAAGACGCUUCUGAUUCUGAUGUAAAGACAGCUUAUAGGAAAUUAGCCUUAAAGUGGCAUCCCGAUAAGAAUUUAGAAAAUCCUGAGCUUGCCAAGGAACAAUUUCAACUUGUACAACAAGCUUAUGAAGUACUAAGCGAUCGUCAGGAGAGAGCAUGGUAUGACAACCAUAGAGAACAAAUUUUACGUGGUUCAAAUUCUGAAUUCGAAGAUAAAAGUUUAGAUGUGUUUCACUACUUUAAUACCUCAUGUUUUAAGGGAUACGAAGAUGACAAGAAAGGGUUUUAUGCAAUAUAUAGAAAUGUUUUUGAAAGUAUUGCAAAAGAAGAUAUGGAAUUUAUGCAAGACAAAGAAGAAUUUUGUGAAGUACCUAGUUUUGGGAAUUCCCAAACUGAUUAUCAGAAAGUGUCAGAAUUUUAUAACUAUUGGUUAAAUUAUACUACAAAAAAAAGUUAUGUGUGGUUAGAUCCGUAUGAUAUAACUUCAACUAAAGAUAGAAGAUAUGUUAAAUUAGUAGAAAAAGAAAACAAAAAAGUCAGGCAAAAGGCUAGGAAAGAACGCAAUGAAGAAGUCAGGAAUCUAGUAGCAUUCGUAAAAAAGAGGGAUAAACGUGUCCAGGCCCAAAAAAAAAUACAAGAACAAAAAUCAUUGGAAAACAAAAAGAAAAGGGAACUAUUAAGUAAGCAGAAGAGAUUGGAAAGGCAGCAAGAAUUAAAUGAAUCUGGCAGUCAACCAGAGUGGUCCAAAUUUGAUAAUUUUAAAUCCGAAUUAGAAGAAAUAGAGAAAAAUCUUGUUGAACAAUUUGGAGAAGAAUUUUCAAAUUCUGAAGAUGAAGAGGAAGAAAACGAUCUUAGUAGUCUUUACUGUGUAGCCUGCAACAAAAUCUUUAAAACGGUGAAUGCAUUCGAAAAUCAUGAAUUUAGCAAAAAACAUAAGGAAAAUAUAGUUGCACUAAAAGAACUUAUGUUAAACGAAAAUGAUUGUGAUGAAGAACUUGAAGAUACAGAGUGUAUCGAAUCAGAAACAAAUCAUGAAGACAUCUUAGAUGACGAUGUUAGUGAAAAUAAUAUUGAAAUGGAAGAUGUUAUACAAACUAAAUCAAAAAAGAAGAAGAAAUCUCGGAACGUUCUUCCAGUUGAUCUACAGGAAACACAUAAUGACGUAGAUAAAGUUAUUCCAGAGCAAAUCGAAUCUGAAGAAAACUUGGGUAUCGUCCCGGAUAAAAAACACAAAAAGAAGAACAAAAGAAACAGUAAUAAAAUGAAGUCAGACAUUAAUGAAAAAAGUUCUGAACCUGAAAACACAGUGCAAGCCAAUAAAAAAAAUAGAGAUAAGAAAAUGAAAAAAGAAAUUGAACGUAACGUAUUAGAUAUUGAUACUGAUCAUAAUUGUAUUACCUGUAAGUCUAGUUUUCCUUCGAAAAAUAAAUUAUUUGAUCAUUUGAAGAAAACUGGACACGGUGUAUAUAUACCUUCAAAUGUAAAAAAUAAA